UGGAUUUAAUACUCUCCACGGGCAGAUGGGAUACGUGCACAGUGAGCUUGCGGCUGUCGAGGCGUAAGGACCCAUAUAUAUAUAUACAUAUGCGUCCACUUGGGGAGACGACGUAAUAAUAAUAAUAAUACACUAUACUAUGGAGUACUGUUGGGGAGCGACGGAGGUGCUCGCGGGCCUGGGUGUCGCGUUUGUCGUGGUGUACUACUACUUCACGUGGACCUUCGACUUUUGGAGCAGCCGUGGAGUCGCGGGCCCCAAGCCGGAGCCGUUUCUCGGGAAUUUCCGGGAGCUGAUGUUCAACCGGACGUACAUGGGCGACUACUUCAAGAGGCUGUACAACGAGUACGGGGACGAGCCGAUGGUCGGGGUGUACGCGCGGCGGACGCCGGUACUCAUGUUGCGCGACCCCGAGCUCAUAAAGAACGUGCUCAUCAAGGAUUUCGGGGUGUUUGCCGAUCGCGGUAUAACGACGUACGCGAAGAUCGAGCCACUGGGCCAGCACCUGUUCUCCCUGGAGCCGGAGCGUUGGCGGCCGUUGCGCGUCAACCUGUCCCCGGUUUUCACGUCCGGCAAGCUCAAGGAGAUGUUUUACCUGCUAACGGAGUGCGCCGAGCACUUUGAGGACUUCCUCGGGACUAUGGUGGCCAAGAGCCCGGAGCUCGAGUGCCGGGACCUCACGGCCAAGUUCACGACGGACGUGAUCGGCGUGUGCGCCUUUGGCCUCAAGAUGAACGCCCUGGCCGAGGAGGAGAGCCAAUUUCGGAAGAUCGGCCGCAAGGUUUUCGAGGUGUCGCUGCUCAAGUCGAUCAGGCUCAAGAUCAGGGAGGCCACGCCGUGGCUGUACAAGCUGCUCGGGCCGUUCAUGUACGACCGGGAGACCAAUGAUUUCUUCAUCGGCUCGAUUACCGAGACGAUGGAGUACAGGCGGAGGAACAACAUCAAGAGGAACGACUUUGUCGAUCUACUCAUGGAGAUCAGGGACAAUCCGGAGAAGAUCAGCCAGAUCGAAAUGACAGACACGCUCCUGACGGCUCAGGCGUUUGUGUUUUUCAUUGCUGGCUACGAGACCUCCUCCACCACCAUAAGCAAUGCUCUGUACGAGUUGGCGCUUAAUCAAGACGUCCAGGAAAAAUUGCGUCAAGAAGUGAGGGACCAAAUAAAGGAGCACAACGGCUCGUUAACGUUCGACGGUAUUAAAAGCAUGAAGUACAUGCACAAAGUAUUUUACGAAACAUUGCGAAAGUACCCGCCGGUUGCGGUGCUCAUGCGAAAAUCGGUGAAAGAGUACACGUUCCCAGGGACGAGCGUGACGAUACCGAAGGACACGCGGGUUUGGAUACCAGCUUACGCCAUUCAACGGGAUCCGCAGAUUUAUCCCAAUCCCGAGGUUUUUGAUCCCGAAAGGUUCGACGAGGAGAUCCACAAACAACGACACCCCGCCCACUUUUUGCCUUUCGGCGAUGGCCCGAGAAAUUGCAUCGGGGCGCGUUUCGCAAAUUAUCAAUCCAAAGUCGGCAUCGCCGUGAUACUCAAGAAUUACAAGGUCGAUGUUUGUGACAAGACGUGCAUUCCGUACGUCAACAACCCAAGGGCGUUCUUGAUCGCGCCAGUGGGUGGUAUUGUAUUAAAAUUCACCAAGGUAUAGAUCAAGUUUUUUACGUUACAUCAUUUGUAUAUGUCAAUAAAUUUAUUUUACAAAA
Molecule: messenger RNA, 1703 nt
Organism: Copidosoma floridanum
Lineage: Eukaryota; Metazoa; Arthropoda; Insecta; Hymenoptera; Encyrtidae
Product: putative cytochrome P450 6a13
Molecular function (GO): oxidoreductase activity, acting on paired donors, with incorporation or reduction of molecular oxygen; iron ion binding; heme binding
Source: RefSeq, a predicted model, not a curated record